Molecule: messenger RNA, 381 nt
Organism: Entamoeba invadens IP1
Lineage: Eukaryota; Evosea; Mastigamoebida; Endamoebidae
Product: protein phosphatase-2B, putative
Exons: 2
Coding region: 1-381 (126 amino acids)
Biological process (GO): calcineurin-mediated signaling
Cellular component (GO): cytoplasm; calcineurin complex
Molecular function (GO): calmodulin-dependent protein phosphatase activity; calmodulin binding
Source: RefSeq, a predicted model, not a curated record
AUGACGACAAAAAUGGGACUAAAUUUACGACAAAUAGAUGGAGAGUACGAUCUUAUGGAAAUUCAGGAACACUUUAUGAAAGGUGGAGUUCUAUCGACGGAUUCGGUCAUGACUCUCAUCAAACAGGCAAAAGAUAUUUUAAAAAGUGAACCCAAUUUAAUUACUGUGAAAGGACCAUCCCUUAUUUUUGGAGACUUUCACGGACAAUACUUUGAUUUGUUGUAUGAAUUGAUGGACGAGUUUUCACAAUUAUAUGGAGAAAGCUUUCUAUAUUACACUUUGAGUAAUUUAGUAUUACACAAUUUUACAAUAAAUAAAAUAAAAGUGACCUUUAUUUUUAAUCAAUUCAACAUUUGUGCUAUUAAACAUUUUACCACCUAA